Molecule: messenger RNA, 2696 nt
Organism: Motacilla alba alba
Lineage: Eukaryota; Metazoa; Chordata; Aves; Passeriformes; Motacillidae
Gene: HNRNPAB
Product: heterogeneous nuclear ribonucleoprotein A/B
Exons: 9
Coding region: 200-1237 (345 amino acids)
Biological process (GO): regulation of gene expression
Cellular component (GO): nucleoplasm
Molecular function (GO): RNA binding
Source: RefSeq, a predicted model, not a curated record
UCGCGGGCGCGGGCCCGAGUACGUGUCUGAGGGGGAGGCGGCGGUGGCGGUGGGGCCGGUGCGGAGCAGCCGCGGGGAGCGGGAUCGGCUCCAGCGCCAGUGCCGGGGCGGUUUUAAUUAGACUUCGGUCAGCCCGGGUUUUAUCGGGAGCGGAUUUUAAAAGCGUCUCUCGUCCCUCUGCCUCUGCGGACGGGGCACCAUGUCGGAAGCGGAGCAGCAGCUGGCGGCCGGCGCCACCCAGAACGGGCACGAAGCGGCCGAGAGCGCCGGGGAGCAGCAGGCCGAGACCGGCGGGGCCGCUGCGGCGGCGGGAGCGGCAGGAGCAGCGGGAGCGGCGGCGGCGGCGGGAGCCGGCCCAGCGGCGGGAACAGCGGGCACGGCCGCCAGCCAGAAUGGGGCCGAGGGCGACCAGAUCAACGCCAGCAAGAACGAGGAGGACGCGGGGAAGAUGUUUGUUGGUGGCCUCAGUUGGGAUACAAGCAAAAAAGACUUGAAAGAUUACUUCACCAAAUUUGGUGAGGUAACCGACUGUACGAUAAAGAUGGACCCUAACACAGGAAGAUCCAGAGGCUUUGGAUUUAUUCUCUUCAAAGAACCUGGGAGUGUUGAAAAGGUUCUGGAACAGAAAGAACACAGACUAGAUGGACGACUAAUUGAUCCCAAGAAGGCCAUGGCAAUGAAAAAGGAUCCAGUGAAGAAAAUAUUUGUUGGUGGGCUAAAUCCAGAAGCUACAGAAGAGAAAAUCAGGGAAUACUUUGGAGAGUUUGGAGAGAUUGAAGCAAUUGAAUUGCCAAUGGAUCCAAAGACCAACAAAAGGAGGGGGUUUGUGUUCAUCACUUUCAAGGAAGAGGAUCCAGUGAAGAAGGUUUUGGAGAAGAAAUUCCAUAACGUCAGUGGAAGCAAGUGUGAGAUUAAGGUAGCACAGCCAAAAGAAGUGUACCAGCAGCAACAGUUCAGUAGUGGUGGAGGAAGAGGUAGCUAUGGAGGAAGAGGCAGAGGUGGAAGAGGCGGCGCUCAAAGUCAAAAUUGGAAUCAAGGUUAUGGCAAUUACUGGAACCAGGGUUAUGGGAAUCAAGGAUACGGCUAUCAGCAAGGUUAUGGUGGCUAUGGAGGCUAUGAUUAUUCAGGAUAUGGGUAUUAUGGAUAUGGACCAGGCUAUGAUUACAGUCAAGGCAGUGCAAAUUAUGGGAAGACACCAAGACGUGGUGGUCAUCAGAAUAACUACAAGCCAUAUUGAUCAAACUUAUUCAGGCCUGGCAGUGGUCACAGUUGAUGCCUACAAGCACUGGAUAUUCCACAAGUUGAAGACGGAAUACUGACUUGUUUACCUGAAGAUAAUAGGACUUCGGGGUAUUUCCUCAGAGAAAAUAUAAAUUUUAAUAUAAUUUCGUAAGCUUUGGAGGUUAGCUUGUCUUGUAGCUUCAGUGAUAUCAAACUUCUUCAAGUAGGAGCUAGAUAGAAAGCUGUUUAGUUUUUGCCAGCGUAUGUAAAACAAGACUUUUCUAUCUGCAUUGUAGAUUGUUUGUGGACACUUCCAGAUUCUUGUGCUUUCUGCAGUCAUUCUGGGGACUGAACUCUCAUUGAUACUGAAAGAAGUUCCAUGAACACGACACGAGCAGGAAUUUGAGUGUAGAAGCCCACAGUGUGGUUUGGAAUAGUGAACUGCUUUUAGUUUGGAGAUGACUGGGGGAGAUGGGAAGAGCAACUGUACAUUAAGGGAACAAUUACAGAUCUUCCUGGUGACAUCAAUGAGAGAUUUGCCUUCAACCUUUCACAGAAAAUUUUUUAGCUUUAAUUUGGGAUAUUAAAGGGGUUUUUCAAAAGCGCUAAAGGCCAGUGGAAGCUUGUUAGCUGCUCCUUAUGCCUUUAAAAACCCCUACACCAAAAGUGAUAGCCCAGAACAUGAAAUGGAAGUAAAUAAAAUGCAUUUUCAUUGCUGUUUUGAGUUACAUAAUUGUUGUUUCUUGAUUUGUUAGUUGAUCUGAAUUUAACUUGGAUUUAUUCUGUAUGGUGACCAAGGAAACGGUGAGUAACUGCUAGAGAUGCCAAGUACAGCCACAAAGCCAGUGAUGUGUAGGUGUAGCCCCUGAGCAGCCAACCAGGUACAAAUGCACUGCCCACAGCCCUGAGGCUGUGUCACCUCCCCUGGUGGCCAUUCCAGCAUUGACCAGAACGGAGCACAGGCUGACCCUGACUCCUGGGAUAAGCUCAAGGACACCCAGAGCCUGGUCACAGCUGAGAACUCAGACACCAGACAUCACCCUACCUGUGUGGAGCACAAGGCACAUUCCCACAAUAUCGGAGCAGGACCUCCAGCACUAGGUCAGCUUGGACAGGGCAGGGUGCACCUGGACAGUCCCAUCCCUCUCUCAAGCCCUCUCUGGCAGUAGCUGCAGUGAGAGUGACAAUGAAGCAAGAAUCUUAACAGAGGUUUUGGUUCUACUCAGUGCACCCAAGCUGCCUCCCUUCUGUAUUCUCUAAGAUCAAGGCCACAAAGAGCCAUAAUACUGUGUUUGAUGUUACAGUCGGGCUCCCAAUUUCACCUAAAACUCCUACUCAGAACUCAGCAACUUGUAUUGAGCAAAGUAUUUCCUCCAGACAUGAUCUGUUAAAUGAAAAGGGCAUAAGGGUGAUAGCAAUUUAUCACUGAUCUGGUUAGGAUUAACCAGUUUUACCAAUAAAAAUCCACAGCUUAC